This is a messenger RNA of Anthostomella pinea, 444 nucleotides long. The record is from the annotation of a GenBank genome assembly. Lineage: Eukaryota; Fungi; Ascomycota; Sordariomycetes; Xylariales; Xylariaceae.
AUGGCAGAACAAUCGAUCGAGGCGCAAAUGUCUGCGCUCGUCCUCAAGGCCGACCCCGUCGCCAGUGACGACGGUGACGAAAACAAGCACCGCAUUCCGGACGACGCCGUCUUCCGGGUGACGACCUUUGGCAAGAUCAUCGGCCACAGCGACGUCUCAAUCCUCAACCGCAGUCCCUACUGGCAUCUACCUAAUUGGGCCUCACACCUUCCUACCGAUGGUGACCACCCCGUCGUGGACCUACUGGGCGGCUCCAAAUGGGGCCUCCGCGCCACGCCGCUGACAGAGGCACUGUUGCGCAUCGCGCAGGAAGCGUGUCAAUGUGAGAGCAUCAUCAUGUUUCGCGUCGAUCGCAUUGGCGGCGGCGAGGCGGCGACGUACGGGUCUACUAGCGAGAUGUUGGACUAUCUGCUCGUGCAGGUCCAUCCGAACGCAGUCGACUAG